Molecule: messenger RNA, 3915 nt
Organism: Drosophila suzukii
Lineage: Eukaryota; Metazoa; Arthropoda; Insecta; Diptera; Drosophilidae
Source: RefSeq, a predicted model, not a curated record
GGGAUGAAUCCCUAGAUCUGGUGCCGGUGGAGAUGCAGCACUACAACAACAACUACUACUACUACUACAACUACAACUUGAGCUAUGAGCCGCCUGAGGAUCGGUCGACGGGCGGCGGGGGGAAACGGGGCGGACGACGCCUGCAGCAGCUGGUGCGAAGGACGCGGUACGAGCUGCAGCAAUGGCCGCUGCUCAUGCAGCUGCUCCUGUUCGUCCUUUGGCUGAACGCCAAGUUCUGGCAGCUGGUCAACGAACAGGUCACCUACCGCCGCAGGAGGUGGCAUUAAAUUGAAGGGGCCGAAGGACAUCGGGUGUUGCUUGGUAUGAGUUCGAUCUAGGCUUAAGUUGUGAAAAUUAUGCCCACAGUCUUACAAUCUCAUCUCAAUAAAAUUAAUCAAAAUGAGCUGCGUAGUGGAAGCAGCGAAACACAGCCCACAGCCUUCUGUGUGAGGAGAGAACAGCCAGAAAACAUCCUGAACCCCCAGAAAAACGAGUGCGGACACCAGCUACUCGUAGCUCGAUACUCGUUACUUGUUACUCGCUACUCGUUACUUUAUCACGAACUCGAUCCAUCAUCACGUGCGCUCCUCAUCGUUGUCGAUCUUUCGUCGUUCCUCUCUCGUCGUUUUAAGCUCGUCUCUCUUUUACUUCUCUACAACUUUACUCGCUCGUUCAUCCCUCUUCGUUCUUUCUAGCUAUCGUUCCUAGUCGUUAUUGCAUGCCAUACAUCCUUAGAAGUCUCGUUUCUAUAUCGCUAUGUAUUUCUUUGCACAUCAUCAUCAUCGACAUAACAUUCCAUCAUUUAAUCCCACCCGAACCGAAACCAAAACCAAAACACAGUAGUCGACAACGCUAACUCAAUCAUAUCAGUCAUGAACAAGAAAAUGGGCAAGCGCAACUAAAUGUUAAUGCCUCGAUUAAUGUAACCCACCCAUCAUCAGUAGAGUCAACAAGAAGCCUUAGAAGCACCCAGAAAUCCCAUGCGAAACCAAUAAAUCUACAAACUUUUAUAAAAGGUUUCUCCUGCAAAGCUUGUCCAAGAAACUAUCCCCCAGAAUGGAAAACCGAUAGGAAUAGAAAAACCUUUGUUAAGAGAAAACUUUUUCAUGAUUCACAGGAAUGCGAUUAAGAUCAAGGUCUAAAUAUUUAAGUAGUUUCGUAUAUUGAGUAGCGCUUUUUAAUUUGGUAGCCAGGCAAACGCUAACCGAGCAGAAAUUCAAUUGUGUUUACUUAAUUCAACAUAUAGUAUAUACGAUAUAUGGAUACUAUAAUUUUAUAUACAACAUACAUAAUUAUAGAGUUAUAUGCUAGGCAAACGAGCUAUUUAAAGGCAGACGCUGUAGUUACUCGAGGAUGAUAAUAUUAUAUUUAGUUAUAACAAAUAUGUUUACGAUUAACUAGCGGAAUAUUAUUAUAUACGCAGACCACAUACACAAACACUGAAAACCCAUACGAGAACAACUAACUAUUGAAGAAGACCCCACAAUAUUCGUAUGGAUCAUAGUUGAACCAGCUUAGUGAAAUACUUUAGAGAGAUCCACAAAAGUCAGCUGAAACUUUAUAUGUUAUAUGCGUAACUGCAGAAUGGACUUGACAAACCAAAAACGAACAAGAGUAAACUAUAUUAUAUUAUUAACUAUUAUAUACGAUAUUGAAUGGGCGUGCCCCAGUGGCCGUUCCCAAAAAUAAACAAGGCGCUGUUCAGCUGUUUGAAAGAAGGUCAUAAAAAUAUCUAGCAAAGACGAUUUUAUGUGUUUACGUUAAUAAAAUGCUAAGUUCAGCUUAUCGCAAUGAUUUCCAUUAACAAGUUAGAAUAUAUUUUCAACAUUAGGAUGAACAAGAAGAUGAGAAGAAAAAGACAACAACCAAAACACAAACACAACACAUUCAACACGACACAUACUUGAAAUUAGUGAAACGACAAACUGAGGUUACAAAUAAAAUAUAAAACAGACCCUUAAUGAAAAACACUUCAAUUAUGUAGCGAAUAAAAUGAACACAUUUAAUGAUAAUAUUAAGUUGAGGAACAAAGUAGCAAAUUGAGCAGAGAGCGUAAAAUUAAUUAUAAGUAAGUCGCGCAAAACUCUACAGCAACUCGAAAUACAACAAGCAGAAAAUUAAACUUACAAAUAAGAAGCAAACGAAGCAGACGCAAAUUCCGAGAAAACGAAUGGGAAAAAGGAGAAGUGAAAGGCCCCUGAGAAUAAGAUGAAUCAGAACACAAUAGCUAACGAACUAGAGGUAAAUCAUAAGGAAAACCCAAAGGAUCUAGGGAAAUCAAGUCAAGCAGCCCAAAGCUACGGAGACUGUUUGGGCCCCAAAGAAGACGUGAAAAUGGAACAUCAUGGUUACGAGAAGCACAAAGUAGCAAGGCGCUACGUCAAGAUCGAACAUCAGAUAACCCGAAGGCUACACCGAGUGUCUCCAACCCAAGAAGACAGAAGCUGCAUCUCAAAAUUGAGCAGAACAAACACACAAAAUUAAUAUAAGGUAUUGGUGGUUACAAAAUAAUAUAAAUCGAAUAUUAUAUACUCAUACGACGAAUUGGCAUAUAUAGGGAAAUGAAUAGAACGAUUCAGUGAAGUAUAAUCAAAAGGCUGAAGACUGGUCAUGCCCUAAGGUCAUUGCCAGGCUUCACAGACAGGAGGAACGCCUUGGGAUGUGGAACAAUCAGUGUGGCCAGACCUCGCUUGCAUGCUUCAUAUCCUGAAGGUGUAAACGUCUGCUCGGAAGUUGAAAUCAAAGCAUAAAGUUCAAGCUAAAAUUAAUAUAUAUAAAUGUAUAGUAAUACGGAAGAGCAGUUAAGUUUUGUGCCUCAAGCUCAGUCCAGACUGACAUAAUUUAGCUAGUUCCAAUUAGUUCCCGCGCGGAAUCAUACAUGCGUUCAAGAGAGCACUAAGCACGCGGAGUAGCCGGGCAUGGAGUCCCGGUAAAAUGGGUGUGAGGGUGCCACCAAAAUUGAACAAGUGUCGCCGACCAGAAAAGGAUAAGUUCUUGAGAAGUUUCCUUCGAUUUGAUAACAUACGAUUGUUUCCGACGGUUUUGGCUGGGUAAGGGGCACAGACAAAGCUCGUUCGAUAGGUGUACUCACACUUUGUCAGUAUUUAAUCGAAAAUCGUUAAUUAAUCGUAUUACAAUUAGUCACAACAAGGCAAACCAUAGUAAAAUUAAUGUUGAGGGUCAUUUGUGAAAGGAUAGACGGAAUGAUGGGAAAGUAGAGCAAAGGAUAAAGUUAGUCAUUUUUCCAGCAAGUUAAAGCAUUAUCAUAUGCAACUAUAUAAAUGUUAAAUUUAAUAAUAACUAUUAAUAUCUACAUAUAUAUACCAGAGAAAUAUUACACCAAAAGUUAUUGAAAGUUACACGAAUCGACGCGAACUCAAUUAAAGAAUCUAGCAGAUAAGUGAAGACAGUUGACGAUUGCACAGAAGCAGAAGUACAGUAUGUGCCAAAAGCUGCGAUAACCGCGAGCUGCCUUGAGCAGAGCAUUAGCGAUGUCAGGCCAAAGUCGAACUAGGUAAAUAAAACGAACACGAUUGUCUAGGCGGUAAGUUGGUGUUACAGUUCAUUAAAAGCGUUUAAAUUAUAUAUGGACAAACCAGUAUAUUACAGAUUAAAGAUAAACUCAAUAUUAAAGAUACGCUUUAUGGCAAAUAUUACUAUGUGUAUUCAUUAAAUGUGUGUACUAUUUACCAGUGGAAAAAAAAUUAUUGUUACAAUUUAGGGUAUUAAGUCACGUAAUUAUUAAGAUAUAUGGACAUAUAGAUUAAGAUUCUGAAACUUAUAUGAUAUGAUUGAUUCUUAAACUUGUCGAAUUGCGAACUCAGACAAACAAAGUCACGGUGCCGAAUUACACCUUAGGCGAAACCAGAAACCAAAUCAAACCAAACAAAACAAUUAUAAUUUAGAAAAAAAAAA